AUGGGUCGGCUCCAUUUCACGAGAUACAAUGAAGAGGAUAACGAGAGCAUUCCCAGAGACAUUGACUUGGCCAGCAGCACAGGUUUCAACCAGAGUCGCGGCCUCCCGGCUUUGAAUCGCAGUGCGUUCGAGCACAAUCUGAACCAAAGUGGCUUCGACCAGAGUUUCAACCGAAGUGGCUUCGAUCGAAGUCUCAACCGCAGUGGCUUUGAGCGAAGUCUUCGCGUUGAUAAUGUUCAGGUCUCGGCCAUUCCGAUCCUCGGACGAGUGGACAACCCGCUCAUGAGCUCUGUAGUGAUCAUGAAUGGAGGGGACUCUGCCGUCCACAGUCCGACGUGGAGAAAGCGCGAAGGCGGUGAUGGUGACGACGAGUCCGCCCUGCCAUUUCCAGCAUUAUCGAGGAAGUUCGAGGUCAAUUUGGUGUCCCGAUGGCACAUGGGAUUGCUGGUGUCCACAGGGUUUGCCGGUAUCCUCACGACGUGUCUGAAACGCGGCGUUCUCCCUCUACUCGAGGCCGAACUGAAGAUGCAACCGUAUCAGGUGGAUGCUGCGUCCGUAUUGGUCCUUUUACCGUGGUCCUACUGCUUCAUUUGGGGCCUCAUUUCAGAUGCAGUUCCAAUUCUAGAAUCUAGACGCAAGGCGUAUAUAAUUCUAGCGUGGAUGACGACAAUGCUCGCAUGUUUUGCGAUGGCUCUGGCGGACCAAUUUAUUUCGUAUCGCGCCGAGGAGAACGACAUCACUACUGCAGACUUUUUAAGGCAUUCGGACGGUCUGAUGGACCUGUACAUGGUGUUUCUAAUGAUGGCCAACUUCGGAUGCAUUGUGGCACUUGUCAUCGGACAGACGUACGUGAUCGCACAGACUCGCAAAGAACGCAUGACCGUGCGCGGGACAGCGCUCGGGACGCUGCUCAUUACGCAGUUCCUGGGCGAGUUUAUCGGCCAAGUCAUCGCUGACUACGCCAUCUUCGACGUGUCAGAUCUCAGGGCCACUCCAAAGGUGACACUGCGUCAAACGAUGCUCUUCUUUGUAUUCUACACGGUCAUCCCGCUGAUCGCGCUCUGCACCUGCUUCUUCGAGAAGCCGGACCCGCCUCCGAUCAAUGCCGCGCGUGAUCGCUACAAUCGCGCUACUAUCGAGAACCUGGAGACGUCGGCCUCGGAGCUGCAACGCGCUUACAUGACGGCUGCGAACUUCUACCAACGCGUCAAAUUAGCUCUACGCGGCCACUGGAUCCGCCUGCGCAGCGCGCUAGGCAAAGAGUCGACGUCGCGGGUCAUGCGCUUCCUGAUUGGCUUUAUUUUCAUGUCCGAAUUCUCACUGACAUAUCCGACCAAUCGGAUCGAAGAAUGGUGUGGCAUGAACGCCAAGGCCGCGUCCAUGGGCCAGACUAUGAUGCAGGUGCUCUCCGUGCUAGCUGCGAUCCUCUGGAAGUAUUUCUUCUUGAACUGCGACUGGCGCUGGUGCGUCUUCUCGAGCUUCAUCAUCAUCACCAUGACGCCCCAGUUCGUGUACUACACGAUGGCUACACUCAACCCGGGCGCGCGGAAUAUCGAUAUCUACGCGAUUGUAUCGUCUCUUACGGGGUUUAUCCGCGGUGUUAUUGUGAUUUUAAAGCUUGCCAUUACCGCAGAGAUCGCGCCUGUAGGCGGUGAAGGUGCUUUCGUCGGUAUUGUCGUCUCCAUGGCGUCGAGUAUGGGGCAGAUGGCGAACACGGUCUCUAACGCCAUUGGCUUCAUGUUUAAGGACAUCGACGACUCUGUCAGCUCGCGAGCAGACCCAGACAGGAUGCAGGUGGCGUUUGCGCUGGUUUUAUCGCACAUUAUCCAGGUUCUCGGCCUUGUGGCACUGGUCUUUUUGCCAAAGCAAAAGCGGCAACUGCAGCGACUGCACCGCUUCGGCAACAGAGACGACAAAUGCACCACGUGGUGGAUCAUCGGCUGUCUCGCAGUUUCGUUCAUCGUUAGCACAAUCUUCAACGCGUUGGCCAUCGCGCCCACGACGUCGUGCAUGGGGAUUGUCGGCGGCAGUGGCUGUUAG
Messenger RNA from Phytophthora infestans T30-4, 2040 nucleotides. RefSeq lists its product as uncharacterized. The transcript has a single exon. Bases 1 to 2040 code for a protein of 679 amino acids. The record is from RefSeq and is a predicted model, not a curated record. Lineage: Eukaryota; Oomycota; Peronosporomycetes; Peronosporales; Peronosporaceae.